UCAUUGGUUGCUGUAUAUCGCCGCGACAAGAUUGUUCGUAUUAUCUAGGAACUUCUCGUGUCCUAUUUUUCAAUAUAGAAAAGCACUUUUUUUAAGUGACUUAAUUCAUCGGUAAAAGAAAACUUAACCUAUACAAACCUGUACAUACACAUGAAACAGUUUACAGACGUUUUUGACACAAUGGUUGCUCCUGUAUGUCAAAAACGUAAAGUAUCAAAGAAGACGAAAAAAGCCUGGAGAAAACAUAUUGACAUUAAGGACGUUGAUGCGUAUUUGGAUAAUGCAAGACUCGAAGAAAGACUCGGACCUCCGUUGGCUGAAAAGGGGGAUGAUGAAUUAUUUGCUAUAGAUAUUAAAGGAACUAAUGAAUCUGUUGCUAUAUUGAGUAAACGGGAACGUAGGUUAAACCUAUUAAAUAAACCACCAACGUGUUUCGCUAUUUUACGGGAACGUAGCAUGGUCCCUGAUCCAAUUAGUAAACGGAAUCGUGUGAGAACGAUUGAGGAAAGAAAAAACCCGAUUACACGACGCCUGGAGGCUAAGAGGAAAUUAAGUGGACAAUUGAAGUUAAAGGAAAAGAUUGCCAAGGUUAACAGGGCUCAUGCGGAAGCUAAGCGUGCCAAGAAACCUAAAAGGGAUGAUUUUAAUACAGACGUUUGGAAAGAAAAAUCAUUACCAGUUCCCGAAUUAAAUAACGAAUGGAUCAGAUCAGAUACAGUAAGACAUACUCUGACGAAUCUAGGUAUGACUCAAAAGAAAGUUCCAACGACUCUUCACAAGAAAACUUCCGUUUUACCUGCAGUUGAGGCUCCUCAUCCUGGAACGUCAUACAAUCCAUCGUAUGCUGAUCACCAAAAAUUAUUACGUGAAAUUGCAGAAAGUGAAUUAAAAUUGAUGAAGGAAGAAGCUCAUUUAGAAAGAGUUACUUCAAAAAUGUUUAAAAAGAUACCAGGAGAGGACAGAGAUAAGGCACGGUUUGAAGAACUCUCUCAAGGAUUGCCAUUUCAAACAGAAGGUACAGCGAAUGAACCUGAAUCAGAAGACGAUGACCCAACCGUUAAAUCCGUUAAUCCUCCUGUCAAGAAUGCCAAAAAAACAUUAGUUAAAAGGCGGAAGCUGAAAGAACAGAAGGAAUUAGCACAUAAACGAGCUCAAGAAAAGAUCGAAAAGAGAAAAGUGGCAGAUAUUUAUAAACUUAAUCAAUUAAAGAAACAAUUGACUUUUAAAGAGAAGAAAGAGGAAGCAAUGAGGAAGAAAAGGGAUAUUAUUAAGGAAAAAAAAACUUUAGAACCCAAAACUUUGAGUAAAAUUAAAUUUGAACCCGAAGAUCAGGUGUUUCAGUUAGGCACAGAAUUAACUGGGGUACUAAGAACUUCGAAGCCAACUGGUAGUUUGCUCAAGGAUCGCUUUAAAUCUCUUCAACAGAGAAACAUCCUUGCUCCUACGGCCCAAGUUUUAAAACGCAACAAGGCAAAAGUGAAACUAUUCGAGAAAGCAAGCCACAAGAUGGGAUGGGAAGGUACCUUCAAGUGAUAAAGUAUUUUUCAAUAAAAUACUUUAUCUCUCCCCUGUAAUUUACGUUUUUUAAUGUAUAUUUCGUAUCUUUUGACUAUGUUCAAAGGCAACUGUGUAUGUUUAUGCAAAAGAGUUCAAUGCAGAGAUGUUUCACCUUUUUGAAGAUCAUCGGUCCACUUCGAAAUGAAUGCAAUAACAAUUGUUUCCUUUUCAUCGAAAGAACAUUUUCUUCUAGUAUAAAAAUUCAACAAAUUUCUGACAAUGUCUCUUUUUUAUGUAACAUCUCCAGAUUAAUAUGUGUUGGAUCGAAUCCAAGAUCUCCAACCGCAUAAGCAUCCGAAACAAGUGUUACCGAUUCCAUGCUGGGAAA
Molecule: messenger RNA, 1885 nt
Organism: Orussus abietinus
Lineage: Eukaryota; Metazoa; Arthropoda; Insecta; Hymenoptera; Orussidae
Product: ribosome biogenesis protein NOP53
Exons: 4
Coding region: 151-1533 (460 amino acids)
Biological process (GO): ribosomal large subunit assembly; rRNA processing
Cellular component (GO): nucleolus
Molecular function (GO): 5S rRNA binding
Source: RefSeq, a predicted model, not a curated record